Monomorium pharaonis (pharaoh ant) is the source of this 1590-nucleotide messenger RNA. It is a transcript of the gene Fam92, whose product is annotated as protein FAM92A-A. Gene Ontology annotation, cellular component: ciliary transition zone; ciliary basal body. NCBI's taxonomy places the organism in Eukaryota, Metazoa, Arthropoda, Insecta, Hymenoptera, Formicidae. The record is from RefSeq and is a predicted model, not a curated record. The transcript has 8 exons. Bases 149 to 1147 code for a protein of 332 amino acids. Gene Ontology annotation, biological process: cilium assembly.
AGUAGGCAAUUGUCAGCGAUAGCGCGCAUGUGAAAACGAACGAGUGAAAUUGUUUUUUGCGUCAGGAGAUAUUACAUGACGAAGAAAUCCGAGCUACAAAAUAAUUCGUCGGAUAUUUUAAGUAAUACUUAAAAAAGAGAACAAAACAAUGCUUCGAGCGCGCUCGCAAAGCACCUUGUACGAGCAGGAAGCAAAGUUUGUACAAGACCGCAUAACGGGCGUGGAGAAACACUUCGCUGAACUAUGCACGAUAUUUGCGGCGUUCACCAGAAAAGCUGCCAGAUUGCGCGAUAAAAGCGACGAGCUGGCUAAAAUAAUACAAACUUAUGCAGACUCGGAAAUCAUAAAUCGAUCACUGAGUACUGGACUCGUAAAUUUUUCCGCAACGUUAUCGGUUAUCGGCGAUUAUAGAGAUGCAGAAGUACAAAGAUUGGAUGCUAAAGUGAUUGUACCUCUUUCACAAUAUGCAACAAUUUGCAAGCAUGCUCGCGAAGAUGUGAAAAAUACUUUUGCAGCACGCGAUAGAGAACUUACGAGACGAAGACAUUUAGACAAGGUUCGAGAAAGAAAUCCCAGAAACCGUCAAAUGAUAUCGCAAGCCGAAUCGGAACUCACAAAAGCAUCCAUUGAAGUAUCCCGAGUGGUAAAAGGACUAGAGGAACAGAUCGACUCAUUUGAACGACGAAAGUUACACGAUAUUAAAUCUAUACUUUUAGAUUUUGUCACCGUCGAAUUGAGUUUUCACACAAAGGCCCUUGAACUUUUGACCAAAGCAUAUCAAGAUGUUGCAGCUAUUGACGAAAUUAAAGAUAUCGAGGACUUUCAAAACGCGAGAGGAGAGAUGAAUGGGGAUUUUCGAGACACAAUGCGAGUUCCCGAUUCUGUUGCAAGAUUGGACACGGUAGGCAGAACUUCGUUUCGACAAGCUUACUCUUUAACAAACCUGGCCACUCGAUUCGCAUCGUCACCCGUGGCGUCGCAGAAAUUGAUUAAGGAUCGAGGAACCGAAUCUGCGGAUUCCAUACGGACCGCAUUGACAAAUUCUUCCGAGUCGGUUCAAGUCGAAGAAUAUCCGGACAGCACAGAAGAGACGGAGUCGGAAUCGAUUCAAGAGAAGCCUGUGAGAACUAGGCAAAGAUCUAUGUAGUUUCAAACAUUCUUUUAAUUCCCUUGCCUUUGUAUCUUUUUUAGAAAAGAGUGUCGAAACACGCCGGAUACAAAGUAAAGAAACGCUACAUUCUGAGACCCGUUCCAGCGAUCCCUGCAUGUCAGAGGUCCUUAAUGUCGUCUAUAAUAUAUCGUAUACCUUACAAACUGAAUCAGACAAAGUAAACAAUAUUCUGUGGAAUAUUUUUUCUGGAAGAAUGCUUAUUUGUACUCUUUGUAUUAGCUUCAAGAGUUCAUAUAGAUGCGCAGUAUUGUUUUGAAUAAGAUAAGACAAAAGAAGCUUCUUUAAGAUAGCAUUAAGAGACAACAUAAAACCGUACUGCGCUGGAAGCUACGUAAUGUAAUCAUUAAAUAUUUCAAUUGAUAUUUUAAUUAGUCAUAAUGAGUUUUAAAAAAAUAAUAUUAAAAUAUGUUUCUAAAAAA